Molecule: messenger RNA, 1803 nt
Organism: Brassica rapa (field mustard)
Lineage: Eukaryota; Viridiplantae; Streptophyta; Magnoliopsida; Brassicales; Brassicaceae
Molecular function (GO): RNA-DNA hybrid ribonuclease activity; nucleic acid binding
Source: RefSeq, a predicted model, not a curated record
AUGCCCUUUGGAUUGAAGAACGCCGGAUCAACGUAUCUAAGGCUGGUAAAUAUGAUGUUCGCAGACCAAAUAGGAGAAACCAUGAAGGUCUACAUCAACGAUAUGCUAGUGAAAUCUCUAGAGGCGGAAGACCAUAUCUCGCACCUACAACAGGUUUUCUCUACCCUUCGCAAGUAUAACAUGAAACUCAGCCAAGCUAAGUGCUCGUUCGGCAUCAGCUCCAAAAAGUUUCUAGGGAACAUUGUAACCCACCGGGGCAUAGAAGCCAAUUUGGACCAGAUCAGGGCUAUCCAUUCCAUCCCUUCCCCAAGAAAUGUGAAGGAAGUACAGAAACUGACCGGCAGGAUGGCAGCCUUAAGCAGAUUCAUCUCCAGGCUCUCCGACAAAUCCCAUGCCUUCUUUGAAACCCUUAAAAAGCCAAAAGAUUUUGAAUGGACCGAGAAUCAGCGCCGUCCUGGUCCUGGAAGAGGGGACCAAGCAGCUACCAAUCUACUACGUAAGCAAAUCCCUCCUAGACGCGGAAACUCGCUACAGUCAUCUAGAGAAGCUGGCCCUAGUUCUGAAGAUCGCCGCUCGGAAACUAUGACCCUAUUUCCAAGCUCAUCCGAUUGUGGUCGUCACCUCGUUCCCUAUAAAGUUGGUUCUACAUACGACGUCUCCGGAAGACUAGCAAAAUGGGCAGUCGAGCUAGGAGAAUACGACGAGGUACGCCUCCAGAAAGAGGCCGACAAGGAAGGAGAAUGGGUCUUGCAUGUAGACGGCUCCAGCAACAUUCGAGGAGCAGGAGUGGGGAUCGUGCUCACAUCGCCAACAGGAAACACGGCCUCAAGAGCCGUAAGGUGUAACUUCAAAGCAAUGAACAAUGAAAGUGAGUACGAGGCCUUGAUUGAAGGACUAUCGCUCGCCCACCAGCUAGGUGCCGAAAAUAUCCAAGUCUACAGUGACUCCCAGCUAAUUAUCAACCAGGGCCUCACAAGCAAGUUUAAAAGCUGUAAACUCAGGCAGAUCCCCAGGGAGCAGAAUUCGCAGGCCGACGCUCUGGCUAACCUAGGGUCGGCCCUCCAGACGCAGACUCAGAUGAGCAUGCCAGUAUUAGUGUUGCAAUGGCCAGCCACCCUAGAACCAUCGAACGAAGAGGUCUCUGCCAAUGAGGAAGAAGAAACUUGGAUGACCCCCAUAGUUUGGUACCUCAAAGACGAUAUCCUCCCCGAAAAUCGCAAUGAAAGCAGGAAAAUCAAGAAACAGGCUGCUAGAUAUUGUCUAUCUCAGGAAGUAUUGUAUCGCACGUCAUUCACCGGUCCAUACCUAAGGUGCGUCACGCCCCGUGAAGCAGCUAGAAUCCUUGUCGAACUACAUGAAGAAGAUUGCGGAUCUCAUUCCAGCGGGAGGAGCCUGGUGCUGAAAGCUAAGAGAGCAGGCUAUUAUUGGCCGACAAUGGCGGAAGAAGCUAACAAGAAGGUGUUGGGGUAUGGGAGCUGGGCCAUUCCCCCUGGGAAUAUAAUCGUAGAUGCGCCGCUAGCGGGUAUUCAGCAAAGGCUUCAUAACGAGCUAUUUUCCCUUCUUAACCGGGUAAGUGAUAUGGCUACCCAGCGCGACUUGCUGAUUCAGCAAGUGAGAGCUUCGAGUAGGUGGGAGCUUAUGAAGGAAUUACUAGAAAGAAGGACGGAGCAUUGGGACCCUUCGGAGGAGUACCGCCAGUAUUUAUUUUGGUCUGUAGAGCCGACGCGUCUUGCUGAUGCUUCCUUGCGAGUCGGUCCUGAGUCUGCUGCGGAGUCUCGGGUUUCAGCUGGUCCGCCAUUCUAG